This is a messenger RNA of Equus caballus (horse), 1555 nucleotides long. RefSeq names its product C-C motif chemokine receptor 2 (gene CCR2). Gene Ontology annotation, molecular function: C-C chemokine receptor activity; C-C chemokine binding. The record is from RefSeq and is marked validated. Lineage: Eukaryota; Metazoa; Chordata; Mammalia; Perissodactyla; Equidae. Gene Ontology annotation, cellular component: membrane; external side of plasma membrane. Gene Ontology annotation, biological process: calcium-mediated signaling; positive regulation of cytosolic calcium ion concentration; cell chemotaxis.
UCGGUAGGCACAGGAGCAGAUGUACAGGGUGUGUCUGACUCACGCUCAAGCUUGCAUAAGCAAGAUUUCAAAAUUAAUCCUACUCUGGAGACCUUAACCUAGUGUACAACGAUCCUGGCUGGAAAAGAAGAACUAUAGCAUUUGUUUUUGGUUUUGUUUUUUUUUUUUUUCAAAUCUUUACCAUUACUUGCCCUUGUAUCUCCGCCUUCUCUUUCUGCAGGAAACUUUAUUUCCUACUUCUGCACACCAAGUUUCUACCUUCAGAUCUGUUUGUUCAGCUGCUGAGAAGCCUGACACACCAGUGCCACUUGGAAGAAGCCAUCCAUUGGACAGAGAAAAAUGGAUGGCAACAACACAUUUCCCCAGUUCGGCCACAACAUGCUGUCCACAUCUCAUUCUCUGCUUACAACGAAUAUCAAGGGGAAGGAUGAAGACCCCACCACUAGUUAUGAUUAUGAUUUCAGUGAGCCCUGCAGAAAAACAGAUGUGAAACAAAUUGCAGCUGGUCUCUUGCCCCCGCUCUACUCGCUGGUGUUCAUCUUUGGUUUUGUGGGCAACAUGCUGGUUGUCCUCAUCCUGAUAAACUGCAAAAAGUUGAAGAGCAUGACUGACAUCUACCUGCUCAAUCUGGCCAUCUCUGAUCUGCUUUUUCUUGUUACUUUACCAGUGUGGGCUCAUUACGUUACGAAUGGGUGGGUCUUGGGGGAUGAGAUGUGUAAGUUAUUCACAGGGCUGUAUCACAUUGGCUAUUUUGGCGGAAACUUCUUCAUCAUCCUCUUGACAAUCGAUAGGUACCUGGCUAUUGUCCAUGCUGUGUUUGCUUUAAAAGCCAGAACUGUCACCUUUGGGGUGAUGACAAGUGGGGUCACUUGGGUGGUGGCUGUGUUUGCCUCUCUCCUGGGAAUCAUCUUUACCAAAUCCCAAAAAGAAGACUUCUCGGAAUCUGAGAAAGAGUCUGUUUACUCCUGCGGCCCUUAUUUUCCAACAGGAUGGAAGGAUUUCCAUACAAUAAUGAGGAGCAUCUUGGGCCUGGGCCUGCCACUGCUGGUCAUGAUCAUCUGCUACUCAGGAAUCCUGAAAACCCUGCUUCGGUGUCGCAAUGAAAAGAAGAAGCACAAGGCCGUGAGGCUCAUUUUCGUGAUCAUGAUAGUGUACUUUCUCUUCUGGGCUCCCUACAACAUCGUCCUUCUCCUGAGCUCCUUCCAGGAAAUCUUUGGCUUGAGUAACUGUGAGACCACCAGUCGGCUGGACCAAGCCAUGCAGGUGACGGAGACGCUUGGGAUGACGCACUGCUGCAUCAACCCCAUCAUCUACGCCUUCGUCGGUGAGAAGUUCAGAAGGUAUCUCUCCAUGUUCUUCCGAAAGCACAUUGCCAAACAUCUCUGCAAACAAUGCCCAGUUUUCUAUGGGGAGACAGCAGACCGAGUGAGUUCAACAUACACUCCUUCCACUGGGGAGCAGGAAGUCUCAGCUGGUUUGUAAGUGAGCAGCAGUUUGCUUAUUUUCAAAGGGAGAUAACAAUCUAUAUUUGAUAGUACACCUCGGGGUUUGCUGA